Molecule: messenger RNA, 2534 nt
Organism: Peromyscus maniculatus bairdii (prairie deer mouse)
Lineage: Eukaryota; Metazoa; Chordata; Mammalia; Rodentia; Cricetidae
Gene: Pgm2
Product: phosphoglucomutase 2
Biological process (GO): carbohydrate metabolic process; purine ribonucleoside salvage
Cellular component (GO): nucleus
Molecular function (GO): phosphopentomutase activity; magnesium ion binding
Source: RefSeq, a predicted model, not a curated record
GCCUCCUUCACCCGGCGGUGGCUGCGGCGGGAUGGCGGCGGCAGCGGCGACACCGACACCAGCUCCGGGAGUCAGUGGCUCGGGCAUGGACGCACGACUGGACCAGGAGACCGCGCAGUGGCUGCGCUGGGACCGGGCUGCUGAGUCUUUUCUAGCUAUCCAAGGUCAAUAUUAGGACUUGUGAGGUCUACCGUAGAACUCAGAGAAGCCCUGGAUAUUGGGUGUGGCCAGGAAGUCUGUGUUUUCUCAUCCACUCAGCAGAUGGCUGCUGAGCUCCUUGUGUAUACCAGCUCUGAGCCUUUCCUUGGGGGCACCUGACAGUUUAAUGGAAUCCCUUAACUUCGGAGUCAGUGAAGCAGCUCGUGGCUGAGGGUAAUAAAGAAGAGCUGCAGAAAUGCUUCGGGGCCCGGAUGGAGUUUGGGACAGCUGGCCUGCGAGCGCCCAUGGGAGCAGGGAUUUCUCGAAUGAAUGAUUUGACUAUCAUCCAGACCACGCAGGGAUUUUGCCGGUACCUGGAAAAGCAGUUCAGUGACCUGAAGCAGAGGGGCGUGGUGAUCAGCUUCGAUGCCAGAGCUCACCCGGCCAGCGGAGGCAGCAGCAAAAGGUUUGCCCGGCUGGCUGCCACUGCAUUUAUCAGCCAGGGGGUUCCCGUGCAUCUCUUCUCCGAUAUAACCCCAACCCCAUUUGUGCCUUACACAGUAUCACAUCUGAAACUCUGUGCCGGGAUCAUGAUCACAGCCUCGCACAACCCGAAGCAGGACAAUGGCUAUAAGGUCUACUGGGACAAUGGAGCCCAGAUCAUCUCGCCACACGAUCGAGGCAUUUCUCAAGCUAUUGAAGAAAAUCUAGAGCCCUGGCCUCAGGCUUGGGACGAGUCUUUGAUUGACAGCAGUCCCCUGCUUCACGACCCCAGCACUUCCAUCAGUAAGGACUACUUUGAAGACCUCAAAAGAUACUGUUUCCACAGGAGCGUGAACAAGGAGAGCGCUGUGAAGUUUGUGCACACCUCUGUCCAUGGUGUGGGUCAUGAGUUUGUGCAGCUGGCAUUCAAGGCCUUCGACCUUGCUCCUCCAGAAGCUGUACCCCAACAGAAAGAUCCAGAUCCUGAGUUUCCAACUGUCAAAUACCCGAAUCCUGAGGAGGGUAAAGGUGUCUUGACUUUAUCUUUCGAGUUGGCUGACAAAAUCAAGGCCAAAAUUAUCUUAGCCAAUGACCCGGAUGCUGACAGACUCGCUGUGGCAGAAAAGCAAGACAGUGGUGAGUGGAGAGUGUUCUCAGGCAAUGAGCUGGGGGCCCUGCUGGGAUGGUGGCUCUUCACUUCCUGGAAAGAAAAGAACCAAGAUCGAAGUACCCUCAAAGACACAUACAUGCUGUCCAGCACCGUCUCCUCCAAAAUCUUGCGGGCCAUUGCCUUGAAGGAGGGCUUUCACUUCGAGGAGACAUUAACUGGCUUCAAGUGGAUGGGCAACAGAAGCAAACAGCUAGUAGACCAGGGGAAGACGGUCCUAUUUGCAUUCGAAGAAGCUAUCGGGUACAUGUGCUGCCCCUUUGUCCUGGACAAGGAUGGAGUCAGUGCGGCUGUCAUCAGUGCAGAGCUGGCGAGCUUUCUAGCGACCAAGAAUUUGUCUUUGUCCCAGCAGCUGAAGGCCAUCUAUGUGGAGUAUGGCUAUCAUAUUACCAAAGCUUCAUAUUUUAUCUGCCACGAUCAAGGCACCAUUCAAAAAUUAUUUGGAAACCUAAGAAACUACGAUGGGAAGAGUAAUUAUCCCAGAACAUGUGGCAGAUUUGAAAUCUCUGCUAUCAGGGACCUUACAACCGGCUAUGAUGACAGUCAACCUGAUAAGAAGGCUGUUCUUCCUACCAGUAAGAGCAGCCAAAUGAUCACCUUUACCUUUGCUAAUGGAGGUGUGGCGACCAUGCGGACCAGCGGGACAGAGCCCAAAAUCAAGUACUAUGCCGAGCUGUGUGCUCCCCCUGGCAACAGUGAUCUGGAGCAGCUGAAAAAGGAGCUAGAUGAGCUAGUCGGCGCCAUUGAAGAACAUUUUUUCCAGCCACAAAAGUAUAACCUGCAGCCAAGAGCAGAAUAAAGCAUUCUAGCAUUGGCCAUGACUACAUUUACCUCAAUUAAACUGAACUUUAAUCUUUUGGGUUUGGGUUUGGGUUUUUGAGACAGGGUUUUUCUGUGUAACAGCCCUGGCUGUCCUGGAGCUCACUCUGUAGUGAGUCAGUCUGGCCUGGAAAGCUCAGAGAUCCGCUUGCCUCUGCCUCCAGAGUGCUGGAAUUAACACGUGCACCACCAUGCCAGGCUGAACUUGAUUUUUAAAACAACAUUCUUGAGGACCAAGUGUUUUGGAUAAUCACCACAAGUAUUUGCAUAUUUUCAACAGCUCUACCUUCCUUGGGUUUUAUAUUUUUGGCCCAAAAAGUGAAUAAAGAAAACAUGACCAAACCCAACAAACCAACAUCUCUAUGAAAAUGUUAAGUCUGGGCAUUAUCUGAAUUUUUUAAAUAAAGAUUUUUUUUUAAUUCAAAAA